Molecule: messenger RNA, 738 nt
Organism: Rotaria sordida
Lineage: Eukaryota; Metazoa; Rotifera; Eurotatoria; Philodinida; Philodinidae
Source: the annotation of a GenBank genome assembly
AUGGGUGAUAAGCGUGGGCAAGUUGUAGCUGGUGGCAAUGGUCAAGGAAAUCGAUUAGAUCAAUUGAAUCGACCAAGUGAUGUGCUGAUCGACAAAGAGACUGAUGGUUUCAUUAUAUGUGAUGGAGACAAUCGACGAGUCGUACGAUGGUCUCGUCAUAGUAACACAACUCAAGGAGAAAUCCUCAUCAACAACACCCGUUGUUGGGGAUUGGCCAUGGAUCAUCAGAGAUAUCUUUACAUCUCUGACCUCGACAAACGUGAAGUAAGACGAUAUCAAAUAGGAGACAAGAAUGGAACUCUCGUGGCUGGUGGCAAUGGCAAAGGUGCUGGUGUCAAUCAACUCGAUGAGCCGACCUACAUCUUUGUCGAUCAACAACAGGCUGUCUACGUGUCGGAUGAUUACAAUCAUCGUGUGAUGAAAUGGAAUAAAGAUGCAAAAGAAGGAAUUGCCGUCGCUGGAAAUCAAAGCGAAGGAAAUGCUCUAACAAAAUUGUCGUAUCCUAAUGGACUCUUCGUCGAUACAUUGGGUACCAUCUAUGUGGCAGACACGAGGAAUCGUCGAGUGAUGCGUUGGGCUAAAGGAGCGAAACAAGGCACUGUCAUUGUGGGUGGAAAUGGUGGAGGAAAAGGAGCAAAUCAGCUCAACGAUCCCGUCGGUUUGUCCUUCGAUCGGCAUGGCAAUCUCUAUGUCGUCGAUUAUGGAAAUCAUCGUGUUCAACGCUUUUUAAUCGAAUAG